Molecule: messenger RNA, 5784 nt
Organism: Oncorhynchus kisutch (coho salmon)
Lineage: Eukaryota; Metazoa; Chordata; Actinopteri; Salmoniformes; Salmonidae
Product: retinoic acid receptor alpha
Exons: 8
Coding region: 1360-2733 (457 amino acids)
Biological process (GO): cellular response to corticotropin-releasing hormone stimulus; retinoic acid receptor signaling pathway; regulation of transcription by RNA polymerase II
Cellular component (GO): nucleus; transcription regulator complex
Molecular function (GO): nuclear glucocorticoid receptor binding; zinc ion binding; nuclear receptor activity
Source: RefSeq, a predicted model, not a curated record
CUUUUAAAGGGCCAUUGGCCGACUUCAGUCAUUAUAUAAAUAACUUUUUUUUUUUAAAUACCACCCAGUUGCUGUCAAGUCCCACUACAGUCAUUAGAUCAAUUAGGGCUGUACUGUUAGUAUCAUGUAAUUAUCAUGUUCCACUUCAAAUCUCAUGCAGAAUAGAUACUUGUCAUCUGGUGAACACCUUCAACAACAUCAAAUACCCCCCUCCCCUCCCCUCCCCUCCCCUCUAUGAUUUACAAACUGAGAACGUUACAUUUGGCCAUAGCCAGAGGAAGGAUAACCUAAGGUAGCAGGCGUCGGUUUACGGGCUUCGUCUCUUCUGCUAUCCUUUCCCCCUAAACGGGAUGCUUCCGGUUUCAGACACCCAGCUGAGGGUUUAAGGACGGAAAAGUGAGGCUGGGUAGGUGGAGCUAAUACGCAGCUGCUGAAACUCGUCAAAAAAAAAAAAAAAAAAAAAAAAUUGCAGGGCAGGAUUUGGAAACCGAAUGAACUGUGAGCAGAGGUCUCUUCACAAGACAUGGACGCCGGCCGUCAAGUGUCCUUAUGUAACGCAGCGAUCACGAAAACAACAGGAUGCUCAACAGAUUCUCGACGAAUCUUAAGCCUGUUGUAUUUGAGAUGAACUUAGUAUAGCGCUCUCCGUCGUCUAUCGAAGAGAUCGGAUAUUACUCCUGGACAUGUUAUCCGUUCUGGAGCGAUUUGGAAUUGAAAUACCUAUUUCCACUUGAUUCGGUUGUUGAGGUGACAUACGGUACUGUAUCUCUAAAUAUGAGAUUGGGGGGGGCACGUAACUGACGGUGGGAGCGUGAUGGACAAGAAGUUGCCAUAGGCGACUUUUCUAUGGGACUUGUAUUCCACACAUGCUUGCAUUGGAAGGACAAGGCAGAUCGACGGGGGGAUAGCGUGGUCCACUUGAAUCCCUGUGUCGCCCGAGUUGGUCAACAGCUUUGGAAACACCAUUCAACAACAGUGAAUCGCGGACUCAUAUUCCCAAAACGAGUCGAGCAAAUAACAGACGGAAUAAUUUGUUUUAACAUUUAUUAUUUUUUUGGUGUGGUUAUUUUUUUCCUAAUCACAACAGUUUGUGCCCACUGAAUUAAACCACUAUAUAGCUCGGUUGCGUCACUUCAUCGCGCGGGCUGGAGAACAAGAAGUUGUUACGUUGUUGUUGUAAUGUUGUUACAACUCUGUUGGGGAGGACACCCUCUGAUGCGUUCUUUCCCUGCGACAUGUGAUGACAUCCCUCGUUGCGCUCGGUGUUUCUGAAAACCCCUCUCUCGUCUUCUUUAUUCGAACCGGAGGAGAUCAGAGGACAGUUGCUGUCUAUUUCGGGCUUGCAGCUCGUUUUGCGUGAUGUACGACAGUGAGGAUGUGGUGGGACUCACCCCUAGUCCGAACCGUUUUUUAACUAUGGAUUACUUCCACCAGAACCGAGGAUGUCUAAUCCCCGAUAAGAGCCUCGUACCUGCGGCGCACCGUCCCUUCAGUUCGUCCAUCAGAAAUCAACACUGGAAUGGAUCAAACCACUCCAUAGAGACCCAGAGCACCAGCUCGGAGGAGAUAGUCCCCAGUCCUCCCUCGCCGCCUCCUCCCCCGCGAAUCUACAAACCCUGCUUCGUUUGUGCGGACAAGUCCUCGGGAUACCACUACGGGGUCAGCGCCUGCGAGGGCUGCAAGGGUUUCUUCCGGCGAAGCAUCCAGAAGAACAUGGUGUACACCUGUCACCGAGAGAAAGGCUGCAUCAUCAACAAGGUCACCCGCAACCGCUGCCAGUACUGCCGCCUGCAGAAGUGUUUAGAAGUGGGCAUGUCCAAGGAGUCGGUGAGGAACGACAGGAACAAGAAGAAGAAGGAGGAGAAGAAGCCAGAGUGUACGGAGAUCUACGUGCUGAGUACCGAGACGGAGCAGAUGAUCGAACGCGUUCGCAAGGCCCAUAAGGAGACUUUUCCCUCGCUCUGUCAGCUGGGCAAAUACACCACGAAUAACAGUGCAGAGCACCGCGUGGCUCUAGACGUAAACCUGUGGGAUAAGUUCAGUGAGCUGUCCACGAAGUGUAUCAUCAAGACGGUGGAGUUCGCCAAACAUCUGCCAGGCUUCACCACGCUCACUAUCGCUGACCAGAUCACCCUGCUCAAGGCUGCCUGUCUGGACAUACUGAUUCUGAGGAUCUGCACGCGCUACACUCCAGACCAGGACACCAUGACCUUCUCAGACGGGCUGACCCUGAACAGGACCCAGAUGCACAACGCAGGCUUCGGCCCGCUCACAGACCUGGUGUUCGCCUUCGCCCAGACACUCCUCCCUCUGGAGAUGGAUGACGCCGAGACCGGCCUGCUCAGCGGCAUCUGUCUGCUGUGUGGAGACCGCCAGGAUCUGGAGCAGGCAGACAAGGUGGACGUACUACAGGAGCCCCUACUGGAGGCUCUGAAGAUCUACGUGAGGAAGAGGAGGCCUCACAAACCGCACAUGUUCCCCAAGAUGCUGAUGAAGAUCACGGACCUCAGGAGCAUCAGCGCCAAGGGAGCGGAGCGAGUGAUCACUCUGAAGAUGGAGAUCCCAGGCUCCAUGCCUCCUCUCAUCCAGGAGAUGCUGGAGAACUCAGAGGGUCUGGAGGGCCAGGGGGCCAGCGGGGGCCGCUCCAGCGGAGGAGGGGCCCCACCAGGCAGCUGCAGCCCCAGCCUGUCCCCCAGUUCAGCUCGCAGCAGCCCCCCUGCACCCUCCCCUUAGACGGGGGUCCACCACCACCCCCCAGACAGGGACAGCCAGAAGGCGUGACUACAGACUCCCACACUGUGACAAACCAGGCCAGAGUGGAGUGGGGUUAGGAAGAGGGCCAAGCCUGGGCCCAACCAAGAUGGACUUUGACACUUUGGGGGCAAACGUAGGCCUCGAUGGACAGCCGUCCCCCCCCACUCCCCCUAUCUCAGACCCAGACCGGGCACCGAAACGGGGCCGAACCCGACCCCAUCAUACUUGACUGAACAAUAGGGGGGGCACUAUCCCCAUCACCCCCUCACCACAACUAUUAGACAUGCCUCAGAACCAGCACCAGGGAACGGCUGCCCUGCCGCACAAGGAGUUUAAUCUGAGAUGUUCUGUUUUACUCUCCUCAGUGACGACUCUCUGUUCCUCCUCUCUCCCCCUUAAGACAUUGGAGAGGAAUUCAGGCUCGGUGCCCGUCAGACCUGGGGUGAAGGGGUCGACAAGACACACGUCUUUCUGCAGGGAACUAGACAGACAGACGGACAGCUAGACAUUGGGCACGAGUCAUCCCUAAAUGUUGUCAGGGACAGCAAACGGGGGGGCCCGAAGGGGGGGUGCCUGCCUCACCUUCUCCUAUACAAGAGACAGAUUUUUUUUUCUUACAAAAGAUAUAUGGAAAUAUAAAUAUAUAUAUUGAAAAAGUUUGCAAUUUGAAUUGUCCAGGUGGAAUGAUGCAUAAAAGGGGAGUUGCUAUCUUUUUUCCAAAUGUUUUCCCUCACUGUUCUUUCGAACUUGUGACCCCCCCCCCCCCCAACACCUCCCCAGACCUAGUGUUUUGUUCUCUCCGUUUCACCCAGGAAUAUCGGCACACUAAGUAGUCACAGUGGAAAUUUGUUUUUUUUUCUUCUCCUCUAUCAAAUCAAUAGAUAAGUAGAACAAAAAUGAUUUUCAGAUGCAAUUCACUUUAUGCACUAGACCUCUUGCACUGUCAUGUUCACAGGUUGGAUCAAAUUGAUACACAAAACACAAAUUGGACCAGGUUGGGUUGGCAUCUCUCUGUUCUGUUCCGUUUACAGUAUUUAGUUUUUUUUUCGUGGGUGGAAAAUAAAAGAAAACAUAGUGGCUCUAAUGAUGGAGAGUCAAGUCGUUGUGGAGUUAUGAAGAUGCUCUGUGAGAUAAUAGCAGCCGUGACAAAAUGUACAUAAGAUGUAUUCCUUCUUUUUAAAAGUACACGGAGUCUAGACCUUUUUUUGACAUUGUCAAAGCCUUUUAUGUUCAGCUUUUUUGUUCUCGUUUUGGUUUCUGCAGUGAAGGCAUUGAUCACGACAUCGACUGUUUAGACCACCUAAGGAAGGGGCUGACUUCUAGGACCACUACGGCCGUUGACAACCAGUAAAGAGUUACAUUUCCACUUCACCUGAAAUAAAAUGGAAAGAUUUAUGACAAUUUGUUGACCCGACAACUCCGUGAUCCCCUUCUCCCCCUCUUUUCCCAAGGUGGUCCCUCCCUCAUUCCACGUCUGGAUAGUGUAUGUUACCCCCCCCUAACACCACUACCUCUGUGCAUGUUCUCAAUAUCUAUGCCCCCCCCCCACCACCGUCAGUCCCAAACUGUCCUACGUUACCAGUAUGCUCACAACACCACUGCCUCUGUAUGCAUACAUGUUCCCCACCUCUCUCUAGCCCCCCCCCCCCACCACCACACAACACAACAGCACUGCCUCUCUAAGUCUGUUUCACAGUAUCAGCACCUCUCUCUCUUUAUCUAUCAUGACAAUGCAACUGCCUCUGUUUUUACACACAAUCAGUAUUUAUCUGCCUGUCAUCCCGGACUCUUGUGACACAUCCGAGUACCUAGCUGUUCCCUAGCCUGGCCUUGGAUCAGUUUGUGCUGUCUUGCCAAUGCAUGACAACGAAACAGGAGUGGGUAAGACCGCACAAACUGAUCUGGUAUCAAGGCGAGCUAUUCGCCCCGCUCUCUAACCGCUGUUUACACACUAGUGUGACUUACACAUACCCAUCUCCUUUCCCCCCACGACUUCACUGCCUCUGCUGUUCAGUAGCAGUGGACCUGUCCUUCACAACGGAUCGAACGGGGCCAACCUCACUGCAGCCAGUAUGACAACGCACAACUGCCCCUCCCCCACACCCCCUUGCACUCACUUGUAAUGCAAUCGGAUGCACAACCAGCAUUUGCGGAUAAAAUAAAUAAAUAACUGUUUUGAUUAUGCCAGAUCAUUGGACAAAGAGAAUAGUGUUUAAUAAAGAACCAUGUCUGUGUGUUUUUAUUAGAUUUUUAUGUUUCUUAAUUAACUGGGUGUGGGUCCACCAUUUAUACGUUUGUGGUGGGACUUUAAAGAGCAGCAUUUUGGUGGACCUGGGAUUAUAGCAGGUCUCUGUUGCAAAAACAAAAAAAAACAAUACAAGAUUCAGACACCCUUUAAUGGUUAUACUACAGUUUUCUUCCCUUGGCCCCUCGAUUUAGUUCAGACAAUACACGGAGUGUGUAAAACAUUAGGAACAACUAUUUCCUGACAGACUGCCCUAUGUGAAUGUUAGGAUCUCUUACAGAUGUCACUUGUUAAAUCCACUUCAAUCAGUGUAGAUGAAGGGGAGGAGACAGGUUCUAAGAAUGAUUUUUGUGCCAUUUGAGGGUGAAUGGACAAGACAAAAUGUUUAAGUUCCGUUGGGUUAUGAGAAUAUGAAAUACACUUAUUCGUGUCACUGAGGGAGACUAGGGGAAUGUAAUAGUGUUCACCUUCUGUCCGGAUAUGUUAUGGUUGGCUAUCAAGGAUGCUGUGGGAGCAGAAAAGAGUAAGUCUGGUACGAGUCAACACGACCCCCGUGAGUUGAGGAGGAGUGAGCACUUUGGGGCAGAGGUCAGGUCAGAUGGAAGUGCGGAAGAACGGAUAUCACUAAGGUUCUGCCUAGCAACAGCGAUGCAUUGGCUGUUCAGAUGUGUGGGAGGAGACUCGCCAUAGGAGAAAGGGUUAAACAUCGGUGCUGGUGUGAAUGUGUAUUUUGUCUUACGCAGCUGUAUUGACCCAAUGGGUGAAUAAACUUGGUUUAAGCUUUA